Molecule: messenger RNA, 462 nt
Organism: Arctia plantaginis
Lineage: Eukaryota; Metazoa; Arthropoda; Insecta; Lepidoptera; Erebidae
Source: the annotation of a GenBank genome assembly
AUGAAAGGGUCGUUAAAUAUGGUCGAGUGCAUCGUACAAGAACGACAGCUGACCUCUGUAGACGUCAUCGUAGAGGGGCGCGAGCGCGGCGUCGGGCGCGCCCCAGCGGGACGCCUCGGGGUACACCAUGAAGCCGCGCCGCUAGCGCGACAUGGCACUACCAGCGCGUGCGUCUGCGCCGGCCUCCGCGCGCGGACUGAGCCGGCGCACCCACGCGCCGCGCCCCGGAGACCGAUUGCUAACACCACACGCCACGCGAAACCAACGGUUCCCCGCGGCCCCCUCCGACCCCGCGUGCUUCACUUUCGCACGGUCCGCGAACCCCGUCGCGACACUAGUUUAAUUGCAACCCGCCCGCUGCAGCCAGAACCGGAUUUAUUGUCUCUCGGUCGAUAUCACCUCGACGUUGAUGGGAAACCUAAGAGAAAUCGACCAGGGUUCCGUACUCUUGAAACUAGUUAA